AUGUCUGACGAGCGUAUUACUGAGAAGCCACCUCAUCAGCAACCCGAUUCUGAGGGGGAACCAGUCCCAGAAGAAGAAGUUGAAGAGGAAACUGAAGAGGAAGUUCCAGAUGAAGAAUCUGAAGAUGAUGAUAUUGAUGGAUUGAUCGAUGAACUUCAAUCCCAAGAAGCACACGAGGAAGAAGAGGAAGAAGAUGGUCCUGCUGCAGCUGGUGAAGCUAGAAAGAUCCCAGAAGAAUUGUUGCAGACUGAUCCUUCUUUCGGUUUAACUUCCGAUGAAGUUGUUAACAGAAGAAAGAAGUACGGUUUGAAUCAAAUGCGUGAAGAAUCUGAAAACUUGGUUGUCAAGUUUUUGAUGUUCUUCAUCGGUCCAAUUCAAUUUGUUAUGGAAGCCGCUGCUGUUUUGGCUGCCGGUUUAGAAGAUUGGGUCGAUUUCGGUGUUAUCUGUGGUUUACUGUUCUUGAACGCUGGUGUUGGUUUCAUUCAAGAAUUCCAAGCCGGUUCUAUUGUCGAGGAAUUGAAGAAGACCUUGGCAAACACUGCUACUGUUAUUAGAGAUGGUUCCGUUCAAGAAGCACCAGCUAACGAAAUUGUUCCAGGUGAUAUCUUGAAGUUGGAAGAUGGUACCGUUAUCCCAGCUGAUGGUCGUUUGGUUACUGAGGAAUGUUUCUUGCAAGUUGACCAAUCUUCCAUUACUGGUGAAUCCUUGGCUGUUGACAAACAUUACGGUGAUGAAGUUUUCUCCUCUUCUACUGUUAAGAGAGGUGAAGGUUUCAUGAUUGUUACUGCUACUGGUGACAACACUUUUGUCGGUAGAGCUGCUUCUUUGGUUAAUGCUGCUGCCGGUGGCCAAGGUCACUUUACUGAAGUGUUGAACGGUAUUGGUGUUAUUUUGUUGGUUCUUGUUGUCAUUACUUUGUUAUUGAUCUGGACUGCUUGUUUCUACAGAACCGUCCGUAUUGUUCCAAUUUUGAGAUACACUCUAGGUAUCACCAUUGUUGGUGUUCCAGUCGGUUUGCCAGCUGUUGUUACCACUACUAUGGCUGUUGGUGCUGCUUACUUGGCUAAGAAGCAAGCUAUUGUUCAAAAGUUGUCUGCCAUUGAAUCUUUGGCAGGUGUCGAAAUUUUGUGUUCUGAUAAAACCGGUACUUUGACCAAGAACAAGUUGUCUUUGCACGAACCAUACACUGUUGAAGGUGUUUCUUCUGAUGACUUGAUGUUGACUGCCUGUUUGGCCGCUUCCAGAAAGAAGAAGGGUUUGGAUGCUAUCGAUAAGGCUUUCUUGAAAUCUUUGGCUCAAUAUCCAAAGGCCAAGGGUGCUUUGACCAAGUACAAGGUUUUGGAAUUCCACCCAUUUGACCCAGUCUCCAAGAAGGUUACCGCUGUUGUUGAAUCUCCUGAAGGUGAAAGAAUUAUCUGUGUUAAGGGUGCUCCAUUGUUCGUUCUAAAGACUGUCGAAGAGGACCACCCAAUUCCAGAGGAUGUCCAUGAAAACUACGAAAACAAGGUCGCCGAAUUAGCUUCCAGAGGUUUCAGAGCCCUUGGUGUUGCUAGAAAGAGAGGAGAAGGUCACUGGGAAAUCUUGGGUGUUAUGCCAUGUAUGGAUCCUCCAAGAGACGAUACUGCUGCUACUGUUAACGAAGCUAAACGUUUAGGUCUAAGUGUUAAGAUGUUGACUGGUGAUGCUGUUGGUAUUGCUAAGGAAACCUGUAGACAAUUGGGUCUAGGUACCAACAUCUAUGACGCUGAGAGAUUAGGUCUAGGUGGUGGUGGUUCCAUGCCAGGUUCUGAAAUGUACGAUUUUGUUGAAAAUGCUGAUGGUUUCGCUGAAGUUUUCCCUCAACACAAGUUUGCUGUUGUUGACAUUUUGCAACAAAGAGGUUACUUGGUUGCCAUGACUGGUGAUGGUGUUAACGACGCUCCAUCUUUGAAGAAGGCUGAUACCGGUAUUGCCGUCGAAGGUGCUACUGAUGCCGCCCGUUCUGCUGCUGAUAUCGUUUUCUUGGCUCCUGGUCUAUCUGCUAUCAUUGAUGCUCUAAAGACUUCUAGACAAAUUUUCCACAGAAUGUACGCGUACGUUGUUUACCGUAUUGCCCUAUCUUUGCACUUGGAAAUCUUCUUGGGUCUAUGGAUUGCUAUUUUGAACCACUCCCUAGAUAUUGAUUUGAUUGUUUUCAUUGCUAUUUUCGCUGAUGUUGCUACUUUGGCUAUUGCCUACGAUAAUGCUCCAUUCUCUCCAAGCCCUGUUAAGUGGAACUUACCAAGAUUAUGGGGUAUGUCCAUUAUGAUGGGUAUUAUUUUGGCUGCUGGUACUUGGAUCACUUUGACCACUAUGUUCUUGCCAAAGGGUGGUAUCAUCCAAAACUUUGGUUCCAUUGACGGUAUUUUGUUCUUGGAAAUUUCUUUGACCGAAAACUGGUUAAUUUUCAUUACUAGAGCCGUUGGUCCAUUCUGGUCUUCUAUCCCAUCUUGGCAAUUAGCUGGUGCAGUCUUCGUGGUUGAUGUGGUUGCUACUAUGUUCACUUUGUUCGGAUGGUGGUCUCAAAACUGGACUGACAUUGUCACUGUCGUCCGUAUCUACAUCUGGUCUAUCGGUAUUUUCUGCUGCUUGGGUGGUGCUUACUACUUGAUGUCUGAAUCGGAAACUUUUGAUAGAUUGAUGAAUGGUAAGCCAUUGAAGGAAAACAAGUCUACCAGAUCUGUUGAAGACUUCUUGGCUUCUAUGAGAAGAGUCUCUACUCAACACGAAAAGGGUAACUAA
Zygosaccharomyces rouxii is the source of this 2760-nucleotide messenger RNA. RefSeq names its product H(+)-exporting P2-type ATPase PMA1 (gene PMA1). The transcript has a single exon. NCBI's taxonomy places the organism in Eukaryota, Fungi, Ascomycota, Saccharomycetes, Saccharomycetales, Saccharomycetaceae. Gene Ontology annotation, biological process: regulation of intracellular pH; proton export across plasma membrane. The record is from RefSeq and is a predicted model, not a curated record. Gene Ontology annotation, cellular component: plasma membrane. The coding region runs from base 1 to 2760 and encodes 919 amino acids. Gene Ontology annotation, molecular function: ATP hydrolysis activity; P-type proton-exporting transporter activity; ATP binding.